AUGGAGAAGCCCGGGGCGGAAUGGCGUAUAUUCCAUGCCUUAAAAUGGAACACGGCCACGAUUCCGGCUCAGAUGCCGAUUUCUCGCAACGACAUUAUCAUCGAUGGCAUGGGUCGAUCUACCAUUUUCAUCACCAUCGAUCUUUGUGAUGGUUUCUACCAAUUGCUGAUGCGUCUGUGCGACGUCCCUAAAACGGCGGUUUCCACGCCGAGUGGCAUAUUAUGGGCGUGGCUGGUCAUACCACGAGGUCGAGAGGACAUCUUGUGGAGAUUCCAAGAAAUGAUGGAUGACGAACUUGCCGUGAUGAUGCAGGCCAUGUCUGUUGGUAUCGCAUCAUGCAUCAUGGAGCUAGACGACGAACGAUCAACACCAUCCCCGCAGCAUAAGUAUGUUAGACCUAUGCAUGGAUACAUGGGCUUCCUUGACCUGCAGAAUGACCUGCCGCAUGGAGGUGACAUGUUUUACCUGGAGCAAGUCCGUUUGACGAAGCAGGCACUUGAGCUUCUGGUGACCCUGUCGAUACCGCACGUUCCCAACGCAUUGGACCCGCCAGUUUUAAUAAUGGUCACCCUACAGUGGCUGGCAAGUGGUGCGUCAUCGCGCAGUCAAGAACAGCUCUUUCAAGACAACAACCACGUCACGUUGGUGUACUACCGACAGGUUGGCGUCCAUGCAAUCACCCGCGGCCUCUGGAUGGCGGCUUUUAUGGAGUAG
Aphanomyces astaci is the source of this 714-nucleotide messenger RNA. RefSeq lists its product as hypothetical. The transcript has 2 exons. The record is from RefSeq and is a predicted model, not a curated record. NCBI's taxonomy places the organism in Eukaryota, Oomycota, Saprolegniomycetes, Saprolegniales, Verrucalvaceae. Bases 1 to 714 code for a protein of 237 amino acids.